GCCGUUAGACGCUAAGGUGCCGGCAAAGUGUGUGAAGUGAGAAGCAGAGACGCCAAAGUUUGGGGCUAACUUUUUCCAGAGCAGCGUUUUAUUUCUGCUGAUGACGAGGAGGACCCACUGUCAGGUAGAAGUUGUCAGGAGGAACACGAUGGGACUUCCCACGCUGGAGUUCAGCGACGCUUUCUUCGACGGCCCGCACUUCCGGGAGAGACUCUUGUGUCACGAGGUGGAACUGAAGAGAACCAACAAGUUCAUCAAGGAGCUGAUUAAAGAUGGAAGUAUCCUCAUUAACGUGCUGGGGAGUCUUUCUGCUGCCAUCCAGAAGUUCUCCCAGUCCCUGCAGGAGUUCCAGUUUGAGUGCCUGGGUGACGCAGAGACGGAUGACGAGGUGAACAUUGCUCAGUCCUUUAAAGAGUUCGCCAAGCUGCUCAACACGCUGGAAGAGGAGCGACAACGCCUGAUCCAGAAUGCAAGUGAGGUCUUGAUCACGCCCCUGGAGAGGUUCCGCAAAGAGCAGAUUGGCGCCGCCAAGGAAGUCAAGAAGAAGUUUAAAAAGGAGAGUGAGAAAUAUUAUUCUUCACUUGAGAGACACCUCAGCCUGUCUUGUAAGAAGAAGGAAGCUUAUCUGCAGGAGGCUGACAUGCAGAUGAAGAAGGAGAGACAAGUCUUCUACGACGCCUCACUGGAAUAUGUCUUCAAAAUACAGGAAGUGCAAGAAAAGAAGAAGUUUGAGUUUGUGGAGCCGCUGCUGGCUUUCCUGCAGGGUCUGUUCACCUUCUACCAUGAAGGAUAUGAGCUGGCCCAUGAACUGGAGCCCUACAAGCAGCAGCUGCAGCUCAACCUGCAGAACACACGCAACAACUUUGUGAGCACCAAGCAGGAGGUGGAGAAGCUGAUGAGGAGGAUCAGGUGUGCAGACCAGGACUACACAGCUCCAGGCCAGUGGACCAUGGAGGGCUUCUUGUACGUGCAGGAGAAACGUCCACUAGGAAGCACGUGGAGCAGACACUACUGCACGUACGAGAAGAUCAGCAACACUCUCACCAUGAUCAACACUGACAACAAACAGAGCAGUCUGUUGGUGAACCAGGCUGAGAUGUUCAAGCUCAAGUCCUGCAUCCGAAGGAAGACAGACUCCAUUGACAAACGUUUCUGCUUCGACAUCGAGGUGGUGGAGAGAAACAUCCGUGGAGGAAGUCUUUUCAGACCAUUCCACAAAGUCCGGCACGGUGUCAUCACGCUGCAGGCACUGUCCCAGUCCAACCGCAGGCUCUGGCUGGAGGCCAUGGACGGCAAGGAGCCGAUCUAUACCCUGCCUGCAGUCCUCAGCAAGAAGGACCAGACGUUCCUGAACGACGCAGGCUUCAACUUUGUGAGGAAGUGCAUACACCUGGUGGAGACCACAGGUAUAAACAGCACAGGUGUGUACAGGGUGGGAGGAGUCAACUCCAAAGUGCAGAAGAUGAUGUCAACUUUCUUUUCGUCCAAGGCUCCUGUGGACAUAGAGGUGGAUGCUGAGACGUGGGACAACCAGACAAUCACCAGUGGACUGAAGAACUAUCUCAGGUGUCUCUCUGAGCCGCUCAUGACCUUCAAGCUGCACAAAGACUUCAUCAUGGCUGUCAAGUCCGAGGACCAGAACUACCGAGUGUGUGCCGUCCAUGCUUUGGUCCACCGGCUGCCCCAGAGGAACCAGGAGAUGCUAGAGCUGCUCAUCAAACAUCUGCUGGUAGUCUCCUCACACCAGGACUCCAACAUGAUGACCGUGGCCAACCUGGCCGUGGUCUUCGGACCCACCCUCAUGCGCUCCCAGGAGGAGACUGUGGCCGCCAUGAUGAACAUCAAGUUCCAGAACAUUGUCCUGGAAAUCAUGAUUGACAACUUCAACAAAAUCUUCCAUCAACCUCCGGACCCCAACGUUCCUCUGUCACAACCUCACAGGUCUCGUAGAAGCAGAGCCACUUGUGUGACCAGUGGCCCCCGGAUGGCCCCCGACAUGUACACACCCACACUGGGUCUGGUCCACUCAGAGGGUGAUAACUGCAUCACCCCACUAGUCACCAUGGAGUCGUGGUCCUCACACUCCUCAAAACAUGGCUCCUCCUCCAAGAUGGACACUGAGUCCUGCACUCAGGUGAAGAACUUGCUGCUGUCACGCUCCGAGUCCAGUGCCAUGGAGGCUGGGCCAACAGACACAGGGUCAGAGGUCACCGUUGGCGUGUCUUGUGUCGGUGCUAAGCCCCCAAAGGCCACUUACCACCAUGCUGAUGGACCACCUGACCUCCUCACAUCUCUGCAGGGGUCUGAAGGCCACGGGAGCUGCUCAGGGUCUUUCAAACAUCUCUCACUCGUCCACACCAUCAAACCCACUGAGCACCCGCCCAAGAUGGAGGUUCCACGAAGAGGCGGAGCUUCGGCGAGCAACGCAUACCAUAGACCAGGCUCAAUGGUUGCUGCCAGAACUCUGCUUUUUGACAACACAUCAGCCCAGCAGCCUGCUCCAAAAGGAAGAGACGCCAAGGCAGUGUACUCGUGUGAGGCAGAUCACGACUAUGAGCUGAGUUUCCCCCAGGGGGCGCACUUGAGUAACGUUUAUGCGUCGGUGGAGCCAGGCUGGCUGCAAGCAACAUACAACGGCAGAAAAGGUUUAAUCCCCGAGAAUUAUGUUGUCUUCUUUUAACAGCUCCUCCGCGGUCGUCAUGGAAACGCUGGUGGCGACAUGUGACGCUUUUUUUAGCAAACAACAAACGUACCUCC
Nerophis lumbriciformis (worm pipefish) is the source of this 2757-nucleotide messenger RNA. Its product is annotated as rho GTPase-activating protein 42-like. The record is from RefSeq and is a predicted model, not a curated record. Gene Ontology annotation, cellular component: cytoplasm. Gene Ontology annotation, biological process: signal transduction. Gene Ontology annotation, molecular function: protein binding; GTPase activator activity. Lineage: Eukaryota; Metazoa; Chordata; Actinopteri; Syngnathiformes; Syngnathidae.